AUGGAUUCACCCGAGAAGCUGGAAAAGAACACUUUAGUGGGCAUCCACAAGACCCGGCUGGGGGUGUGCGGUUGGAUUCUGCUGUCCUUCUCCUUCCUGCUGUUGCUCCUCACCUUCCCCAUCUCCAUAUGGAUGUGCUUGAAGGUCAUUAAGGAGUACGAACGUGCUGUUGUCUUCCGACUGGGACGCAUCCAGGCCGAUAAAGCCAAGGGACCAGGUUUGAUCCUGGUCCUGCCCUGUAUAGAUGUGUUCGUCAAGGUUGAUCUUCGAACGGUCACUUGCAACAUUCCUCCACAAGAGAUCCUCACGAGAGACUCCGUCACCACGCAGGUGGAUGGGGUCGUCUACUACAGAGUCUACAGUGCUAUCUCAGCAGUGGCCAAUGUCAACGAUGUCCAUCAAGCUACGUUUCUGCUGGCUCAGACCACUCUGAGAAAUGUCCUGGGGACACAGACCUUGUCCCAGAUCUUAUCUGGGCGAGAAGAGAUCGCCCAUAGCAUCCAGACCUUGCUUGAUGAUGCCACUGAGCUGUGGGGGAUCCGCGUGGCCCGGGUGGAAAUCAAAGAUGUCCGGAUUCCUGUGCAGCUGCAGAGGUCCAUGGCGGCUGAGGCUGAGGCAACGAGGGAAGCCAGAGCCAGGGUCAUUGCAGCAGAGGGAGAAAUGAAUGCUUCCAAGUCCCUGAAGUCGGCCUCCAUGGUGCUGAGUGACUCGCCCAUAGCCCUCCAGCUGCGUUACCUGCAGACCUUGGCCACUGUGGCCACGGAGAAGAAUUCCACCAUCGUCUUUCCUCUGCCCAUGAACAUCCUCGAGGGCAUUGGUGGCAUCAGCUAUGAGAACAACAAGAAGAUCGAUGCCAGGGCCUGA
Jaculus jaculus (lesser Egyptian jerboa) is the source of this 864-nucleotide messenger RNA. RefSeq names its product stomatin like 3 (gene Stoml3). The coding region runs from base 1 to 864 and encodes 287 amino acids. NCBI's taxonomy places the organism in Eukaryota, Metazoa, Chordata, Mammalia, Rodentia, Dipodidae. The transcript is spliced from 7 exons. Gene Ontology annotation, cellular component: plasma membrane. The record is from RefSeq and is a predicted model, not a curated record.